AAUGUGUUACCUGAUUUGCUUAGCUUGUUAGUGUGUCAUGUUGGCAUUUUCACUAUAUCAUAGCUAGUGUGUAAUUUACUAAGUGACCUCUUAUGUGAUUGUUUGUUAUGAAUGACCAAUUAGAUUUGGUUUAGUUUCAUUUUAAUAUUAGAGAAAUUGCUUCCACCAACCAUCAUGCAAGAGAUGAUGGAUAAAGAUUGGGUGUGGCUCCACGGGUAAGAAUAUCAUCUUAGUUUAUUACUCCUCUAGUACUAAAAAGUGUAGCUGUAUAACUAGAUAUAGAAUGUACUUGUUCUUGCUAUUCUGAAAAUCAUAGAUCCACUCUCGAGUACCAGCAAAAAGCAUUAAAGUUUGUGCAUACGGCUGAAAGGAAUCUGGGAUAUCCUGCAAGGAUGUUCUGCCCUUGCAAAGAUUGUCGUAAUAUGAGCCGUCAAGAUGGGAGUACUAUAUUUGAACACUUGGUUACUAAGGGGAUGGACCUUUCAUACCGAAUGAAGCCAUGUUGGACUAAGCAUGGGGAAAAAAAAGAAACUAAUGAGAAGCUUGAUUCUGAAACUGCUAGUGACGAGACUUAUAAUUUAUUCCAAGCUGCCUACUUUAUGGAUGAAGAACUUUCCCGGGCAAUACCUAUUGAUGAACCUACAAGUCGUAAUAGUGAUGAUGAAUUCAUGAAGAAGCUCGAAGAAGCACAAACUCCUUUGUAUCCAGGAUGCAAAACAUACACAAAGUUGUUAGCUAUUGUAGAUCUGUAUGGUCUUAAGGGUCGGAGUGGAAUUUCAAGUAAAUUUUUUAAUGAGCUAUUAAGUAUAAUUCAGCGCAUGUUGCCAAAGGAAAAUGUUUUACCAGAUUCAGUUACAUCAAUCAAGCGCUUCUUCAAGAGAUUUAACAUGGGGUAUGAAAAGAUUCAUGCUUGUGUGAAUGAUUGUUGUCUCUUUAGAAAGGAGUAUGCAGAUUUGGAUAAUUGUCCGAAAUGUGGCGCAUCACGGUGGAAGAUAAAUAAGCGUACAAACCAAAUACGAAAAGGUGUUCCAGUUAAAGUUUUGAGAUACUUUCCUGUUAUUCCCAGAUUCAAAAGGAUGUUUAGGUCCUUUCAAAUGGCUCAAGAUUUAAGAUGGCACUUUACUAAUAAAAGCACUGAUGGGAAGAUGCGUCAUCCUAUUGAUUCUUUGGCUUGGGAUGUAGUUAACAGUAAAUGGCCCUCAUUUGCAGUUGAUUCACGCAAUCUCAGACUUGGACUUUCUACAGAUGGUUUCAAUCCAUUCUCUAUCUUAAGUUCUAAAUAUAGUUGUUGGCCAGUAAUGCUUGUAAAUUACAAUCUGUCUCCUACAAUGUGCAUGAAAAAAGAGAAUAUUAUGUUGACCUUAUUGAUUCCUGGUCCAAAGCAACCAGGAAACGAUAUAGAUAUCUAUUUGCAACCACUAGUUGAUGAUUUGCAAUUGUUGUGGCAGAACGGUAUUGAGGCUUAUGAUGCAUUUACCAACUCAACUUUUAACUUGAAAGCAAUGUUGAUGUGGACCAUAAAUGAUUUUCCAGCAUAUGGGAAUCUUGCUGGUUGUUCUACAAAAGGUAAAAAAGCAUGCCCUAUAUGUGGGAAAAAUACACAUAACAGAUGGUUACGCUUUAGCAAGAAAUUUGCAUACAUGGGUCACAGAAAGUUCCUAAAGCCGUCACAUCCAUACCGGAAAAAGAAAGCAUGGUUUGAUAAUAGUGUGGAAAAUGGUAGCAAGCCCCGAGUACUUACUGGUCACAAUAUUUCAGAGGUAUUAAAAGAUUUUCCCAAUAGCUUUGGAAAAGGUGGAGAAAAAAAAAAGAAAGAGAAAGAGUAAUGAAUUUGAUGGUGAUGAUGUGUUUGAAGAUGAGACAAGUAACAUCGAUAAUCAGAAUGAGCUUAGUAGGUGGAAGAAAAGAUCAAUCUUCUUCUCCUUGCCAUAUUGGGAGGAACUUCUGCUACGUCAUAACUUAGAUGUAAUGCAUAUAGAGAAAAACAUUUGUGAGAGCCUUAUAAGCACUCUAUUGCACAAUGCAAAAUCCAAAGAUGGCAUUAAUGCUCGUAAGGACUUGGAAGAUAUUGGGAUUAGAAAUGAUUUACAUCCAGAACAGCGUGGGACCAGAAUGUACCUCCCACCAGCACCACAUACAUUUUCAAAGUCUGAAAAGAAGAAAUUUUGCAAGAGGAUAUAUGAUUUCAAAAGUCCUGAUGGUUACUGCUCAAACAUUGGGAAUUGCAUAGCACUGGAAGAGUGUAAAAUUAUGGGUCUUAAAUCACAUGAUUACCAUGUUCUAAUGCAGCAGUUAUUGGCGGUUGCUAUAAGAGGGUUGUUACCAAAAGGAUGUCAGAAAGCGAUAAUUCGCUUAUCAAGAUUCUUCAAUACAUUAUGUCAACGUGCAAUUGAUAGUGAAAAGCUAUUGAGCCUUGAAUAUGAGAUCAGUGAAAUUUUAUGUCAACUUGAACGCUUUUUCCCACCAUCAUUUUUUGAUAUAAUGAUACAUUUACCAAUUCAUCUGGCAAGAGAGGCACGCUUGUGUGGUCCUGUCCAUUUUCGUUGGAUGUAUCCUUUUGAGAGGUACAUGAAGGCACUGAAAAAAUGUGUGAGGAAUACUGCAAGACCUGAGGGGUGUAUUGCAGAGUCUUAUUUGGCCGAAGAGUGCAUUGCCUUUUGUCGUGAGUUUCUGGAAAAAUCUUUACAUGUCGAGGAAAAUGAAGUUCGUAAUGUAGAAUUUGAAAAUGAUACCAUUCUUGAAGGACGUCCUAUAUCCAAAACCACUGCAAUCAUGCUUACUGACAAAGAGAAAAAUAUUGCACAUCGUUCAGUGAUACUAAACACAUCAAUAAUGGAUCCAUUUGUUCAAAUGCACUUAGAGGAGCUGCAAUCAAAACACAAACAACUUGAGAAAAAUCAGACCAUAUUGUGGAAGCAACAUAAUGAAAAAAUUACAGAAUGGAUAAAAGCUAAGGUGAUAUUGAAACUAAUCAUAUUGGUUAUAUUCUUCUACUUUUUUGUUUUUUAUAUCUAUUUAACUAUUAAAUAAUAUCUUUCAGAUUCCUAUCACCUCAACUAAUCACUCAAAGACAUUAAGAUGGUUGGCAUAUGGUCCUAAGAAGAGUGCAUUGUCAUGCAAGGGAUACAUUAUCAAUGGGAUGCGC
This is a messenger RNA of Cuscuta epithymum, 3145 nucleotides long. Lineage: Eukaryota; Viridiplantae; Streptophyta; Magnoliopsida; Solanales; Convolvulaceae. The record is from the annotation of a GenBank genome assembly.